CCAUAUUCUCCUAUCAUCAUCACCUAUCUCCAAGAAUUGUGUGUCAGUGAGUCUACUACUAACUAAGAUGAGAAGAUGCUUUCGUGCAACCUGUUUCGGGCAUCGCAAGAAGAUCAAGAACCACAAACACCAGCCUCCUCAACAACCAGAAUCAGUACCAGUGCCAAUCGCUCUCAAAGAAGAAGAGAUAGCUAGCCUUCUACAAUUUGUUGCACAAUCCCAAUCCCACUAUAGCAGAGCAGAGAAUGAAGAGGAAUCAGAUGAUAUUUUUCACAACUCUGUGGAGAAUCGAAAUGGGAAUGCCAAAAACAAGAAAAAAGAGGAGGAAGCACUUGUACCGUAUCCCAAAGAUGAUUCCCUCAUUGUUGACAAAGAAAACGACAAGAUGAAGAUGACUCCAGAUGAUAAUCCAAAGGAAGAUGAUCGUUGUUGUCCAGGACAGAUACAGAUGGAAUCCUCCGACUCGCUGUUCUCUCUGUCUAUAGAUUCCAGAAAACAUGAUGCGUCUGCAGCAGAAACUGGAGAAAAAGAGGUUAGCAGCAGGCCACCAUUAAAGCCUUUGGAGGAGAACUCACCGUAUGAAGAAGACAAGGAGAAUGCGAAUUCGGAAGCUAUUGUACCUUACAGCAAACAGGCUGUAGUGAAGCAAUCGUUGGAAGACGAGGUUAUAGCAUUGGAUACCAGUCAUUCAAGCUGCUCACAAUAUGAAGAAGACAAGGAGAAUGUGAAUUCGAAAGCUAUUGCUUACAGCAAACAGGCUGUAGUAAAGCAAUCAUUGGAUGACGAUUUUAUAGCAGUGGAUACCAGUCUUUCAUGCUACUCAUCAUAUGAAGAAGACAAGGAGAAUGUGAAUUCAGAAGCUAUUGUACCUUACAGCAAACAGGCUGUAGUAAAGAAAUCGAUGGAUGAGGUUAUAGCAGUGGAUACAAGUCUUUCAAGCUGGUUGGCCGGACCAUUUCCUGACUGCACAAACUGUGGAAGCUCCCCGGAGAGUGAGAAGAACUAUGGAGGAGACAGGCAGAUUCUCGCCACAAUAAGUCAGUCCUGCAGCAAAGUUGAAAAAGUCAAAAAGCUCCAUCCCAUACCGGCCAGGGUUGGGCACAGCGAGGAGAUUACAGCGGUAGCCAGUGAAUAA
Messenger RNA from Andrographis paniculata, 1135 nucleotides. RefSeq lists its product as uncharacterized. NCBI's taxonomy places the organism in Eukaryota, Viridiplantae, Streptophyta, Magnoliopsida, Lamiales, Acanthaceae. The transcript has 3 exons. The coding region runs from base 68 to 1135 and encodes 355 amino acids. The record is from RefSeq and is a predicted model, not a curated record.